Molecule: messenger RNA, 1115 nt
Organism: Ornithorhynchus anatinus (platypus)
Lineage: Eukaryota; Metazoa; Chordata; Mammalia; Monotremata; Ornithorhynchidae
Product: putative olfactory receptor 14L1
Exons: 1
Coding region: 20-943 (307 amino acids)
Biological process (GO): G protein-coupled receptor signaling pathway
Cellular component (GO): membrane
Molecular function (GO): odorant binding; G protein-coupled receptor activity; olfactory receptor activity
Source: RefSeq, a predicted model, not a curated record
AGAUCCUGCCAAGAGGGAGAUGUCCAACCAUAGCUCAGGGACCUGGUUCCUGCUCGGUGAGUUUUCUGAGGUGCGGGAGCUGCAGCUCUUGCAGGCGACGUUGUUCCUGGUGGCCUACCUGGCAGCCCUGACGGGGAACCUCCUCCUCCUCGCGGUCAUCACCCUCCACCAGGGCCUCCACACCCCCAUGUACUUUUUCCUGAAGAACCUGUCCUUCUUAGACCUCGGCUACGUCUCCGUCACCGUCCCCAGGGCCAUUUUCGGCUCCCUGACCGGAGACGCCUCCAUCUCCUUCUGGGAGUGCGUUUUCCAAGUCUUCUCUUUCGCGGGGUUCGGCAACGCGGAGAUCGCCCUGCUGACGGUGAUGUCGUACGACCGCUACGUCGCCAUCUGCCAACCCUUGCGCUACGAGGUCAUCAUGAAGAGGACGGCCUGUGCCCAGAUGGCAGGGGCAUCGUGGGUCAGCGGGGGCCUGUCGGCCAUUUUGCACACCGCCGUCACCUUUUCGGUUCCUUUCUCUGGGCGAAAUGUGAUCCGUCAGUUCUUCUGUGACAUCCCCCAGAUGAUCCGGCUCUCCGGCCCCAGAGGAAAUCCCGGAGAGGUUGGACUCAUCUUCCUUAUGGCCGGCCUGUCUCUAGCCUGCUUGGUUUCCAUCACUGUUUCCUACGCCCUCAUCUUCUCCACGGUGCUAAAGUUCCCCUCGGCGAAGGGCAGGUCCAAAGCCUUCUCCACCUGCCUGCCGCACCUCGCUGUGGUCUCUCUGUUUCUCCUCACUGGCAGCUCCGAAUAUCUCAAACCUACCUCCGGUGACCCCCUGCUUCUGGAUCAGCUGCUGUCUGUGUUCUACACUGUGAUCCCGCCGGCACUGAACCCCAUCAUCUACAGCCUGAGAAACAAGGACAUAAAGGCGGCUCUAGGGAAGGGGCUUUGGGGAAUGAAGUGAUUCGUAAGCAACCGGGGGCCGGGGACCUUGUCUAAUUCCCACCCAUAUAUUUUUCCCUCAGCUGAAAUGGUCCUCUGCUUACCCUAAGCACUUGAGUUACACUAUUGCGACUAAUACUAAGAGCAACAUAGCCUAGAGGAAAGAUCAUGGGCCUGGGUGUCAGAAGACCUGG